AUGGCGCCUAUGAUGGGUUUCCUUCCACCCAAAAAAGACAACCAGUUGGCAAAUUUCAUUACUACUUCCUCAAAGGAUCCUAAAAAACGCUUUUCAUUAAGACUAUCAGCUAUACUACUGAAUGGAACUGUGAAAAUUUACAAAGAGAAGGUUCUUCUUCUCCAAGGCCAGGUUGUUUCUGCCUUACAGAUUAUUCAUAUUCCAAGUGGUUCCAAAGUUAGAUUAACUUCGGUCCAUGCAGAAGGACUUUUUGAAACUCCUCCAACUCCAGUAGUGAAAAUCAAAACAAAACGAGGCAAAAAACAAAUUGUUGAAACACCCACCGCUGUAGCAUCAAUAUCAGAAAUAGGGUUUCGAGAAGAGGAAUUGCAGUUACCAGAAAUUGAAGGUUUCAUUCCCCAAGCUACGAGCGACUUGAUUUCUCUGAGAGAAGAGGCACCUCGAAGAAGUGAGGAACAUGCAUUGGAAGAAGAAGGUUUUGGAGUAUUAACAGGAAAAGAGUUGGAAAUGGAAAUAGAUUCACUAUUCUCUGCUAAUACAGGUUCUACAGAGCAGGACUCAGCGCAGAAAAAAGUAUAA
Leptinotarsa decemlineata (Colorado potato beetle) is the source of this 579-nucleotide messenger RNA. RefSeq lists its product as uncharacterized. Gene Ontology annotation, cellular component: cohesin complex. Gene Ontology annotation, biological process: replication-born double-strand break repair via sister chromatid exchange; sister chromatid cohesion. Gene Ontology annotation, molecular function: protein binding; chromatin binding. Lineage: Eukaryota; Metazoa; Arthropoda; Insecta; Coleoptera; Chrysomelidae. The record is from RefSeq and is a predicted model, not a curated record.